Cuculus canorus (common cuckoo) is the source of this 8255-nucleotide messenger RNA. It is a transcript of the gene C5H14orf132, whose product is annotated as chromosome 5 C14orf132 homolog. The transcript has 2 exons. NCBI's taxonomy places the organism in Eukaryota, Metazoa, Chordata, Aves, Cuculiformes, Cuculidae. The coding region runs from base 147 to 398 and encodes 83 amino acids. The record is from RefSeq and is a predicted model, not a curated record.
CCGUGCCGCGCCGCCAGCAGCCGGAGCUGGAACUGGUACCGCUGCCUCCGCCGCGGGGGGAGGCGCUGCCCGCGCCCCCGCGCCCCCGCGCCUCGCCCGGCAGCAGCCUCGGCAGCUCCGCCAGCUCCAGCGGCAGCUCCAGCACCAUGGACAUCUCCUUCAUGGCCGCGCAGCUUCCUGUUAUGGGAGGAGCCUUUAUGGACUCACCCAACGAGGACUUUAGUACAGAGUACUCCUUGUUCAACUCAUCAGCCAACGUCCAUGCAGCUUCUUCCAUGCAGAAUCCACCAGAAGAGACAUCCCGUUCUUCAAAUGAUGCCAUAUUGCUAUGGAUUGCAAUAAUAGCAACAAUUGGAAAUAUUGUGGUUGUGGGAGUGGUGUACGCCUUCACCUUCUAGGAUGAGUAUCGCUUCAAACGCUGGAAGAGAGUAUACCUGCAACAGUAUUUGUCAUGUGUAUGUACGUAUGUGUGUAUAUAUAUAUACAUGUAUAUUUAUAUAAAUACUUAUAGGUAGGGACUUUGUUAAUUAAGUGCUGCCACAAUCAUGGAAAUGAAAUGCAAGUUAAACAUCUUGAAUCUUGAUGACAUAAUGUUUGGAUGCAGUUGCGAAUUGUAUGGAGAUGAGAGCUUUAGUUGAGAACAGAGCCAGUACGAUUUUUUUAUAGAAAUGUAGUAAAAGAGAUACCAACAUGGGUAUGGUAAAUACAAAUAGAAAUUAAGGUUUAUAUAGAAAGUGCUUAUUUUCUACUGUUUAGAUUUUUCUAGCAGCUCUUCUGCAUUUUGUCAGCUUUUUUUUGUGCAUUUUUUACUGUUGUAUAAUGUUGUAUGAAAUUGUUCUAUGUCAUGUUUGCUGGACAUCUUGGUUUUCCAGAUGGACUAAAUGGUUGACAUUGGCUCAGUUCUGAUGAAGCACAAGUUCAUGCUUCAUGUGUGACUCUUCAGCAAGUGUGUACACUACUAGGCUGUGUUGAAAAUCAUGAAUCUUAAAGCUAUGACAGGCCAGAUGCAUGCUGUCUUAAUACCUGCCUUCCAGUAUCAAUUACUGGAUCAGCUACUCAAUGAAUCAACGCUAAACCUGUCUGCUGUUUGGAGGAGAAGACACAGCUAUUGCAAGGUAUGGCUGGACCGCAGAACCCCUGCACUACAGAGGUGGAAGUGUUAAACAGAGCAACCGCAUAAGCUCUCAUUUCAGUCUAGAGAUGCUGGAUUGCAGUGAUUUGUAGAUAGGCCACUUCCAGGAAACAAAGGCCAAAUACCGUGCUUUUCAGUUUAUUUCACUGUAAUCCAGAUUUCCUACAGAAGCUAUGUACUUUCAUAAGCUUAUUGGUGUAUCAAAACAAUGUGGGGGAAAUUGCAAAUCCUAAUUAACAGUGAACAAUAUCUAUGAGAAAAGUAGAAUUAAAAGAGAGAUUGGAUGCUUACAUGCUCAUGAGGGAGUGAUUGUGAGAGGCAGUUAUGUCCUGGCGUAGAAACAGCACAAAAAAGGUGGUAAGUGGCAGAUACACAAGUCCUUAUAUUACACUGUUAAUAUGUCUCUGGGUUCUGAUGAGGCUUCUCAAAAUAGAAGCCUUUUUUGUAUAGACUGCUUUAGGUAACAACUCUGAUUGUCAUUUGGAUUUGUCUCUUGAGGGACAGCAUUGUCACUCCAUUGUUUCAGUGAGUAGUUCUUUUCCAAGAGCUGUAUUUUUUCAAAACAAGCUGUAGCCUUCCUUGCCUCCUUUCUUCCUUGAAGGAAGAAAAAAAAAAUUAUCUCUAUUGGAAGUGUCCCUUAAAAAGUAAACACAAACAGAUAAAUUGCCUGAACUUAAAGAGUAGCAGACAAAUUCUUCUAUGUUUGCAUGUGAUGUAUAAGUUCUCUAUCUCAUACAUCUACUACACUAAUUCCAGAAAGCCUUGUCUGCAGGCAUAAAGACUAUUUUUGACACUUGCCUGCCACUGAGCUUGAGGCUGGACUGAGACAUGCUGAAUAUAUAGAGAGGUUUGGAUUUACUUCUUUUCUCUUUAAACCCAUUUUCCUGCAGGGAUGGUGGACAGCUACUUAAAGCAUCACGCUCCAUAUCAGUAUUUAUAUAUAACCAGUCAAUAGUCACUGUGUAUAUUUUUUUUCCCUCUAUGAACUGGCCUUUAAAGCUGCGAAAGAUGCAAACAGAGCUAGUGAAGGUGGGGAAAGAAACUAAGUUAUUUUGAGUCUGAGAAAAACAAUGACAACUCACUUGAGGAACUAAGCUUCUGUGUGUGGUUAUUUCCCUGUUUUUAUGCAGGAUUUUGUGAAGAUGGUUGAGGUUAGCUGAGAUCUGUGCUGGGAAAAAGUUUGAGAAGACCAAUUCAGGAAAAUCAGCAAGACAGAAAGCAAAUUUUGUCUAUUAAAAUAUCUGGAGUCUUAAGAAUAAUGCAAAAUUGAUGAUUUUCACUGUCCUAAAAUAGCUAUUCAUUCCUUCAUAGGCAGAGGAUAAUAAAAGACAGGGAAGCUCUAUAAAUUGUGUACCUUUCCUGUUGUUACAUACCUUCUUAUUCUCACUGAGCAGAACACAAGUGAUUAAGCAAGGCUGUAAAGCUGCAGUAAAGUUUCCAGUACAGAAAUGAGCAGGACAACAUCUGGUGGACAAACAUGUAGGACCCAUGGAAAUACUGCUUGAUGUAAUGUACUGUCCCCAAUCAUUUUCUGAUAUCCUGAUGCCUUUGUAAUUGUGCCAAAUACUCAUGGACUUUUCUUCAGUGUUUCUGUAGGUUUUCUACUUAUGCCAGAUCUCGCAAGCACUGUUUUUGCAUGAAAAGGAAAACAUUUCCACCAUGAUUAAAACCAGUUUGGCACUAUGGUAGUUGCCCAAUGGGAUUAUUUUUACUGCUUAAUGAAUUUGCCAGCAGAGUGCUGUGUUUAAAUUUCCUAGAAUAUUAACCUUAGUGCAAUCAUGAAUGUUUGCAUCUCUCUCCAAAAGAACUAGACUAAAUUUUUCAGCCAUGAAGAAGAGCAUUAGAGCAGGAACAGCAAAGAAACACCACUGUGCUAGGGAAACUGAGUGACACUUUUGUGUUGCUUUCCCCAAAGGAAGUGCCCUACUUUCAUGUGAAAUUGGAAAACAAUGAGUUUUGCCUCCUGCAUUCAGAUGAUCAUCAUACGUAUUUUAAACAUUAGAGGCUGAGUUGUCAAGAAGGGCCAGAUAGAACUUUAAUUAAAGUAAUUGGCUUGACAGGGUGACAUGGCAAGCUGUGUGCAGGCAGCAAGUGCAAGCAUUUCCUGUCUCGUAGUUAACUAGACACUAGCUGUGCAGCUUUUCUGUUGGGAAAAACUAGGUUAGAGAUAGAGGUGCAAGGAUAUUUCAUGCAGGAGUCUGUACAGAAUAUUGUCAAGUGUAUUAAAGAUCCCUAACUUGCAGUGGGCAGAGUUGGUUCAAACUCUAAUCUGCUUUGAUAGUGAUAACAUGCGCAGUAUGUUGCUGGAUGUUGUGUUCUGGCUUCAUCCAUUCCAGCCACUUCCAUCUUCUGGGAGGUUAGGGAAGGUUGAUAAUCAGGCAUUGAAAAGGGGAACUCAUCCAUCACUGAGUUCAGAAAAGCCACAGAGGGGAGUGAAGCGGAUGGAUGGUGGAUGUUUCAUAGGUAUGGUUCUGUUAAAGGUGGGUAUAUGUUAUACCCCAAACUGUCAACACAACUUGACUUGGAGUAACUUCUUUCCUUGGAGCUAGGCAGCUGGAUAACUGCUGUCACUCACUGAAGGUGACAAGGAAGCCCAAAUGCAUUCCCCAGAGCUGUUCUCUGGAGCUCAAUCUGUAAAAGCAGAAGAGGGCUCAGUGCUAUGCUGAACACUUUGUGUACCAGCACGAGAGCAGGAUUCCACUGGUAGAAGAUCUGUAUAUUAAAUAAAAGCAUCUAGCAGAGAUAAGUUACAUGAUUCUGACUGGAGUUUGCUGUGUAGUGGACAAAGAAAAAUAAGCAGUGUUAGACCUCUAGCUGUGUUUUAAACAGCAUUGCUGGACACAAAAAGCAAUAUAAUAUGUGCUCUGCAAGUUAUUACUGAGCCGUGGGAAGGAGGCAGAUAGUUGAAUGCCCUAACAAGACUCUUCUAGCAACGGCCUCUAGGAAUCAAUAGCAACACAUCAAAUAAUUGAACUGUCUCAUAGGAAAUUUUUUACUCUAAGCAGCCAGCAGCUCGAUUGGCAGCUGUGCAGCCACCAUGGCAAAGAGACUAAAGGCUGAACAGGUACAAAGAUCGGUGCAAAGACACAUUAGAUAGGAGAUCGGCAGAGGAAAACUCGCAAAGAUACUGCUGUUAUAUUUUUAUCUGCAAGGCUAGAAGUCUGUGCUUGUCCACAGCAUUAGCAUCCUCCUAAAAGAAAAUGAAGAAGGAUGUAUUUCUGUGUCAACACACCUGAAAAACUGCACAAUAGAUUUUGAAACUGAUGCAAACAGUAGCAGAAGGCCUAGCCUUCUAUAUAUAAUGUAUUUAGCCAUUUGAAUGGGCAGAUGAGCUGACAGAUACCUCAAAAGUAAUGAGGUUCCCCUCUCCAAAAUCCUUGUUUGCAAUGAGACUUGAGGCCAGUCAGCAUCCCACACCAAACUGUUGAGUAGCCUGUAAUAAUGAUUCACAAAUCAAGACUGAAUAGAAGCAGCUGGCCAUUACAGUCUUGUACAUCCACUUGAAGAUAAAGGGAAACUCUGCCUUUGUGUCUGGGACCAAACAAAAAACAGGAACCCUUCCUCUGUAGGUUAUGUAUUUUGACUACUAUUGGAAGCUUUCAUUUUGCUAUUCUCAAACAAUCCCAGUUUUUAAUAUCCUCUUCACAUUUCUCUGCAGGCUGCUGAGAGUUAUUAAUUUCACAUAGCUCUGUCUAUUUAUCCAAUGCAAUUUUACUGAGUUUCCUGUGGCUAAUCAUAGAGCAGAAUCUGGAAAAUUACUCCUUUUAAGGCUGGUUUCCGUUAUUGAGAUAAAUAGGCCAAAAAUCAGAAUCCCAAAUCAAAGUCGUUCUGUGCUGUUGGGGUAUUCAGAGCUCUAGAGAAUUAGAUUUCAUCUGGUUAAUAUGCAGAAAGGAAAAAGGCAGUCAGGUCCCUCAUGAUAAUGUCAGACAUCAGGGUUCUGACAGGCAGAGCUGAGUGCUUCAUUAACUCUGGAUUUGCCCCUCUGAACCCUGCUGGUUUCCUGGGUGCACAGCCUGAGCUGAGUUUAAGUGAACUAACCAUCAGGUACAGCAUGGCCCUCAUCACCUUACAGCUUGUUAAUCCUCAGGCAAACCAGUGUGUUUAUUCCAUUAACAGAAGGAGAGAUCAGUAUUCUGCUAGGUAUAUUGUUAUUGGUACAUUGGUCCACUACCAAUAAGGUAUAGAGGUGUUUUAACACGUGGUUAGCCCUUUGCCCCUGAUCUGGGGACAUCCUAAAGAAACCAAAAGCACCCUGAGGCCUUAAAAUCUCCUACUGCCCUUGAUCUGGCACUAACUUCUUGUAUUUUCUCAUAUAACCCCUCUUUUACCUUGUUUUUCCAACUCAAAACAAUGGAAAUUAAGUCAUCGCUGUGCUAUUCUCUGGACACAUAGGGAACACCUAACAGCUAGGGCAUGACUGUGCCACUUCAGUUUUUGGACACAAUGGUGGAGGAAAGUGUCCAAUUGUCUAUCCAGGAGACUCCAGAUGAAUAUACGUCUUUGCAGAACAAAAUGCAUUGCAACGUUAUCUCAUUCUGGUCUGUACCAGAGUAUUUACAGCACAAAAACAUGACCGAGAGUUGCCUUUGCAGUAACUUGUUUUGGGAAUUACAGCAACACAGCCAGGAUCUGGAAAAGAAACAUAAAUGUAUUACAUAGCUAAUCAUCGCAAUGGCAUACCCCUGAAGGCAAGUUUGCCUCAGUGUCAUAGGCAGACCUGAUCUGUUGGUAGCAAGCAAAUUUCCUUUCCUUUUGCAUGAGCACAAAUUUUUCAGGAAAUCUUGGGAGCAUUGCACCACACAUCUAUCUUUCCUAUGUAGGCUGCUAGUGAAGAUAUUUUUCAGUUGUAGAAAAGACUCAAAAAGCUCCCCAUAUUGCUAGAAUACAUGCAAGAUUUACCUUCUAAAGCUCUGCUUAAUCUCCCUGCAAAAAAAACCAAAAAACCCUAUGUUUCUUAAGUGUGGAAUGUUAAUGAGUCAAAUAUCAUCUAUACAGUAUUACCACCUUAUUUUAAUCUACAGCUUUAUGCCACUAGGUCUGAAAGAGAAUCUUACCCAGACUUCCAAAUCAGAGACAAGUCACUUCUCAAGACUCUCUCAAAUGUCACUACCCCAUCCUUUAGGCUGCAUCAUGAAUCAUUACACCCCAAAGUACCCUGACAUGAACUAGCAUCCAUCCCUUUAAACCCUUUGUCACCACCAUGUGUCUCUAUGCCUUCAUUUAAUUUCUCCCCAUGUCUACUCUGUAUUCAGUUCAUUCCCUGGUAUCAGAGCAUGCAACCAUUUGGAAGCCAGUGAUGUUCUGCAGUCCUUCUUAAUCACCUCAUUGAUUGACACUUACUGGAAUAGGGUCAGUGAUAAGUAAGGACUUAUCACAGUAAGUGCAAAGGUCAGUGAUAGAAGGUCGUUUUGUGUAAUCUUGUUAUCUGCCUUAGCAAACCACAAAAUGUUUUCCUCCAAGCCGAAGGGUAAGAUGUGGCCAUGAAGUUUGGUAGCUGUAUUGUCAGUAUCCACACAACCCAAAGCUACCUUUUAGAAAUUCAGAUUUUGUAAAUACACUGCACUGUUUUGUAGUUAGCACUUACUAAGCUUUUCCCAGCCUGAAGCCCUUUGUUAUUUUUAGCAAAUCAGAAUCAGUGGGAAUGUACUGGGGUAAGGCAGGGGAAGUGGGCACUAGGAAGACUAGAAAAGCUCCAAGUGCUUUAUUGUAAGGUCAAGGCCAUUAAACAGUAGCCUAUGCGGUAAAGACAAAACCCCACAAUGUGCUAAGUCAUUUCAAAGCUGGGCACCUCUAUAGUUCUCAGAUGCACAGCCAAGCUCCUAUAGCCAGAUCAAGCAUCUCUAAAUCUCAUUGUGACCAAAAGGAAGUGUAUUCCUUGGCUAGAACUGAGAGAGCCAAGCAGCCUCCCUCACAAGUCCCUGCUUGCUCUGGUAUUGUUCUAGGAGCCUCCUGAGCUGCAGUCAUUAAGGUGAUUUCACAUUUCCUGUGGAAUUCAACCCCACUAACGAGGGAAUAAGGUUGAGCUGUUUGCAGAUGUAGGUCUAAAACCCUACUCAGUUACUGCCUUAGUAAGGAUGAUUGAAGUUCUUGAGCCUGCAAUCUGCUCUGUCUAGAGGGAGCUUUGCCUCCACCUGGAGUCAGCUGGAUUAAUAACACUUCUACACUUCUGACAUCUGCUUCAGUUAAUCAGCUUGCAGGACUAGCUCUAGAUUGCUAGGCUAUUAUUUUAAAUAUAUCUGAAGAUGUCUGUACUUUCUUAAUCAAAAUAAAUAAAGAGAGCAGAGUAGUGUAUUUUUUAAAAUGAGAAGGUGAUAGAAACCAAGUCUAAAUAUUUUGAUAGAUAUGGUCAAGGGUAUAUAAUGUAGCAAAUAGUUACACUAUUUUUUCUAUUUUCUGAGUACCUAACCUGAGAAAUAUUUGUUCUUUCUCAAACAAAGACCUCUUUCAGUUCUGAAGUUAUGAAGCUUGGAAGGAAUAGAGCGUAAAGCCUCAAUGAAAUUUUAAGCUAAUGUAAAUAAAUCCAGUAACUAACUUUGUACGAUAGCCUGUAAUAUUUGGUUUUCUGUUACCUCAUCUUAAAUAUUGCCUAAUGCUUUGUUGUGAUUUUUACAAAGUAAACAUAAUAGUGACACUUUUGAAAGCAUCUAUACUGCAUGCAAAAUUGCAGUCAUAUGGAAAUUACAUACUUCAGCUCAUGUAAAACAGCUUUACAGGAGCCCUUUAGUAUGCACUACUACUUUUCCUAAUAAUCCUUGACAAUUUCAUUUUCUUGUGUUUUCUCUCCCCCCUACCCUGUUUUGUACACUAACAAGUUUGCAGGGCUUCUCUGUAUUGUUUUUGUAAUAUAUGGGAUGGUUUAAAGAAAAAACAUUGCUCUUGUAAUUAUCGUUCUUGAAAUGUGAAUCUCUAUUUGUAAAGAGAAAAACGACUUAAAAAAACCCCUCUGUUUACUCUAAGUUUACUCUAAUUAGUUGGCAGAAAUGUAUCCUUUUAAGCUCCAGUUAUUGACUGCUUUCACCAUGUGUGUAUUUAGUGCUGGUUCCUUCUUUUACUAUGGUGAAAAUUACAAGUUUUGUUAAUAUCAGAUGGAAAAUGUGUUUUGGAUAAAGUUCUUCAAAUCGAA